AUGGGUCGUCUGUUGCUGUUUUUUGCUUUACUUCUAUGUUUUUCAACAUUUGUGAGUGCUGACUUCUUGAUAGAAGCCAUAAGAAACAUCCAGAAACGGAGCACUCAAGAGCCUGGUGGUAAAUUAGAGAUCUACAGUGUAAAUAUUGACAGUAAAGUGACAUCGCGCUUUGCACACAAUGUUAUUACAAGCAGAGCUGUUAAUCGAGCCAACAAAGCACAAGAAGUAUUCUUUGAUGUGGAUCUGCCCAAAACAGCUUUCAUCACAAACUUCAGCAUGACAAUUGAUGGAGUAACAUAUAAAGGAGUAAUUAAGGAUAAGGAAGUUGCUAAACAACAGUAUCAAAAAGCAGUAUCUCUCGGACAGACAGCUGGGCUUGUCAAGGCCUCUGGUAGGAAGACAGAGAAAUUUACGGUGUCAGUCAAUGUGGCAUCAGAGAGCAAAGUGACAUUUGAAUUGGUCUAUGAAGAACUGUUGAAGCGCAACCUAGGAAAAUAUGAAAUGUUUAUUAAGGUGAAGCCAAAGACACUUGUCAAUAAAUUCAAGAUUGACAUUGAUAUAUAUGAGCCUCAAGGAAUUACGUUUUUAGAUGCCGAUGCAUCAUUUGUAACAAAUUACUUAUGGCCAGUGAUUCAAAAAUCCUUCUCUGGAAAUAAGGGUCAUAUCUCCUUUAAUCCAACGAUUGACCAGCAGCGCUCAUGUCCAAACUGUGAAACCACUUUGCUGGAUGGAGAUUUUACUGUUACAUAUGAUGUCAAUAGAGACUCCCCUGGGAAUUUACAGGUUGUAAAUGGAUACUUUGUACAUUAUUUUGCUCCUUCCAAGAUCCCAGUGGUGCCAAAAAAUACAAUUUUUGUAAUUGACAGAAGUGGUUCAAUGUGGGGACAAAAGAUGAAGCAGACAAAAGAAGCCCUUCUUAAAAUACUACAAGACAUAAAAGAGCAUGAUCACUUUAAUUUUAUAUCAUUUGAUGGAGAGAUAGAAGUAUGGAAAGAGAAGUUAAUGCCAGCAACUGCACAGAAUGUUAAAGAGGCUAGAAUAUUUGUGAACUCUAUUUAUGAGCGGGGUUCUACAAACAUAAAUGACCCUUUAAUAAAAGCGAUUGAACUGCUGAAUAAAGCACAUGAAUUGAAAGAGGUACCAGAAAGAUCAACAUCUUUAAUCAUCCUUCUGACUGAUGGUGAAGCUAAUGUAGGUGAAACGGAUCCGGCAAGAAUUCAGCAAAAUUUAAAAAACGCUGGUCAAGGAAAAUAUACACUAUAUUGUCUUGGUUUUGGUUCUGGUGUUGACUAUUAUUUUCUGGAAAAACUGGCUCUAGAAAAUUCAGGUGUAGCACGUCGAAUUUAUGAGGACUCUGAUGCUGCCUUACAGUUGCAGGGAUUUUAUGAUGAAGUAGCAACCCCUACAUUGGUGAAUAUAGAACUACAAUAUCCUGAAAAUGCUGUAUCAGAUAUCACACAAAACAACUUUAAAAACUACUUUAAUGGUAGUGAAAUUGUGGUUGCUGGACGUAUUAUGGAUAAUGACCCGAAAACGUUUACUGCAGAUAUAAAGGCUGGAGGAGCAAAUGAUUUAAUAAAAUAUACAGAAAAUAUAGACCUCCAGAAUAAGGAUGAUGCUCUGAAACAACAAGAAUAUAUAUUUGGGGACUAUAUUGAGAGACUUUGGGCAUAUCUUACUAUCCAACAGCUGCUAGAAAAACGAAUUUAUGGUGAUCCAUCACAGAAACAAUAUUUAACAGAAAAAGCCCUUGAACUAUCGCUGAAAUAUAAAUUUGUGACUCAGUUGACAUCAAUGGUUGUUACUCGACCUGAAGAAAAAGAAGAUGAGCUGUUAAUAGCUGAUAAAUUUGUGGAAGGUCAGUCUGAUAGUUAUUAUCCCAUCAUCAGCUAUGUUCCAAGUGUACCUUCUACAAGCUUUGUUGAUUCUGACCCUCACUUCAUUAUUCGAGUGCCAAAGAAGAAUGACGCUCUCUGCUUUAAUAUCCAAGGGAAUGAAGGCAUGGUGUUCAGUCUUGUAAAUGACCCAACGCUAGGUAUUGCAGUAAAUGGGGAACUUAUUGGAAACAAGAAAACAAAUAACUCUAAAUUGUCAUCAAAUGAAACCUACUUUGGAAAACUUGGUAUUGUUAAUAAAAAAAUGGAUUUGCACAUAGAAGUGAAUACUCGGUUGAUCACCAUUAAAAAGGGCAAAAAGAAGAUGUCUUUCUCUUGGCUUGAAACCGCAUCUAUCAGUGAGGGAAGCCUAAAUGUGUUGAUCAACAAGAAAAAGAACAUGCUAAUUUCUAUGGGAGAAGGAGGAAAAUUUUUAAUUAUUCUACAUAAGGUUUGGAUAAAUCAUCCUCUGCACAAGGAUUUCUUGGGAUUUUAUACCUUGGACAACCAUAUGUUUUCACAGAAAGCACAUGGACUACUGGGACAAUUUUUUCAUGGCAUUGACUAUGAAGUUUUCAACAUUCAAAAAAACCCAUCAGAUUCUGCAAAACCUGAUGCUUCAAUGAUUGUAAAAAAUAAGCUGCUGACAGUGACAAGGGGUAUACAAAAGGAUUACAGAAAAGAUCCCAGGAACGGCAGUAAAGUACCAUGUUGGUUCAUUCACUAUAAUGGAGAGGGUCUGAUUGAUGGAAAUUACACAGACUACAUUGUUCCAAGCAUAUUCAGCAUUCAAUUAAUAUAGGAUAUGUUUCUAUGGUAAACCAGAAUUCAUGUUAGUUAUAGAAUUAAGCUAUAGCUGCUUGUUCCUUUUCUUUCUCACACUUACUAUUUCAUAGGAGCCAUAAUUGUAAAUAAUACAGUUUAAAUGCAGGUGAUAAUAUCACCUAUUUCUUACCUGAAUUACUGUAAAGUCUUUAAUAACAGAAAUUCUUACACCCCAGAAAAUAAAUAUAUUUGUCUCUAAUUAAACAUAUCAAGAAGCUUCUGUGUGACAUAAUUGUAAUGGUGUAAGGAGACAUUAAACUGUCAUGGUACAUAUUAAUGAUAAAUCAAAUUUCCCAUAUUCCAAAAACUUAAAUACACCUCUUAAUUGCUAAUACAUUAGACAUACACUACUAUACAAAAGUUAUAGGCGGGUUUGAAAAAGAGCUGUAAAGUAAGAUUGCUUUCAAAUACAGAAAUGUUAAAAGUUUAUUUUUAUCAAUAAAAAAUGCAGCAUGAGUAA
Bombina bombina (fire-bellied toad) is the source of this 3159-nucleotide messenger RNA. Its product is annotated as inter-alpha-trypsin inhibitor heavy chain H3. The record is from RefSeq and is a predicted model, not a curated record. Gene Ontology annotation, molecular function: serine-type endopeptidase inhibitor activity. The transcript has 21 exons. The coding region runs from base 1 to 2676 and encodes 891 amino acids. NCBI's taxonomy places the organism in Eukaryota, Metazoa, Chordata, Amphibia, Anura, Bombinatoridae. Gene Ontology annotation, biological process: hyaluronan metabolic process.